AACUUGGGAGUUUUAAGUAACUUGCGGCCCCAGCUUGGACCGGAAGUCAGAUAUUCAGACCCCAAGCGCAGGGUUUUUCCACUACAGCUACGCUGUCUCCGACCUGGCCCCAUGCUGGCUGCUCCAGAAGCGGACUCGCUGGGCCGCAUCCUGAGUCUCCUGCAUCAGACGUCAGAACGGACCCAUGUCAUAGAGAGAUUCCUUGAUAAAUAGUUACCAGCUUGACUUUCUGUCUCAGGCAGAGUGGACAGUGAGAGAGAGAGACAGAGAGAAAGGUCUUCCUUUGCCGUUGGUUCACCCUCCAAUGGCCGCCGCAGCCAGCGCGCUGCGGCCGGCGCACCGCGCUGAUCCGAUGGCAGGAGCCAGGAGCCAGGUGCUUUUCCUGGUCUCCCAUGGGGUGCAGGGCCCAAGCACCUGGGCCAUCCUCCACUGCACUCCCUGGCCACAGCAGAGAGCUGGCCUGGAAGAGGGGCAACCGGGACAGAAUCCGGUGCCCCAACCGGGACUAGAACCCAGUGUGCUGGCGCCGCAAGGCGGAGGAUUAGCCUAGUGAGCUGCGGCGCCGGCCUAAAGUUGAUCUUCAGUAUACGAAGGGGCCAGCACUGUGGCAUAGCAGGUUAAGCUGCCGCCUGCAAUGCCAGCACCCUAUAUGGGUACUGGUUCGAGACCCAGCUGUUCCAUUUCGCAUUUGCUCCCUGCUAAUACACCUAGGAAAGCAGCCCAAGCUCUUGGGCUCCUGUACCCAUGUGGGAGACCCAGAGGAAGCCCCUGGCUCCUGGUUUCAGCGUGGCCCAGCCCUGGUCAUUGAGGGCCAUUUGGGGAGUGAACCAGUGGAUGGAAGAUCUCUCUCUGUUUCUCCUUCUCUCUCUAUAACUCUGCCUUUCAAAUAAAUAAAUAAAUCUUUUUUAAAAGAAAGUUUUUCUAAACCCGCAUAUGCAUUACUGAUUAAGAGAAGCAAAAAUGGAGCAGCACUAGUAAGAUCCUGGCACCGUAUUGCCCAGCUCCUUUAGUUACAGCUGUGUGACCUCAGCCAGGUCACCGAGGCUCUCUGUGCAUCAGUAACCUCAUUUCCAAGCAGGGGUAGUGGUGAUCAGGAUAAUAUCACCUCGGAUUAAUCGGGUAAAUGUGAACCACUCAGAACAACACCUGGCACACGGGUGCUCAUAUGUGUGGUGUCUUAUCAAUUAAUUCCACAUUUGAAUAUCUGAGCCUCUACUAGGCUAUGGAAAUUCAGCAAAAUAAAAAAAGAUCUUGUAUUGGGAUAGAGGGGGACUCAGGGUGAUCUCUUUCCUUCUCAAGUUUCAAACUUUGUGUGAUGUGAUAUUACUGCUAAAUUUUUUAUGAAAGGUGUGUUUGGAGUGGAGUGAGCCACUGCCACAGGUUCUCCUUGCCCUCUGGGUGUCCUGGGUCUGCUGAGGCAGCCACAUUCCCCUGCCAGGGGCGUGUCCAGACACACACCCACACAGGCCCGGAUAGCAGGAUGAUAAACAGGGAACACACUCCCCGGAUCACGGCAGCUGCGAGAAGCCGGGAGAAAGCGCAUCAGAACCAGAGACCUUGCCCUGGCCCCUGGGGGCAAGAGUGCCACAGCCCCACUCCCACUAGCCCUCCUGACCCAUCGCCCACCCCGCUUCCAGAAGGGAAGAAAGAAAGAACAGUUUGUUGCAUUGACAGUUGGGGUGUUCUGUUUGGGUGGGGCAAGGGUGAAACCAAAGGAGCACUGAGGAACCUCCAGAGAACCCCAGAGCAGGGAGAGCCAGGAGCAUCCCCUGGGCACUCUGGCCAGCCAGCCUCGCCAGCUGGCCAUUGGCUCUUUUGGGCUGCAAAGGGAAAGGGCUGAGCUGGCCAGCAUGCCAAACCAACACCUGGGAACUGGAAACUCCCUCUGGGAACCAAGGGCUGACCUGGGUUUUAGGAACCCCUCAGUCUUCAUAUUCUUUGAUCUGCACAAUUAACAUUCUCUCCCGUGAAUAAUACCACAGGGCGAAAGGGUAAUGGAGGGACAGGUGUCUGGUGUAGCUGUUCAGACACUGCUUCAGGAGCCAGCACUGUGGCAUAGCGGGUAGAGCCAUUGCCUGCAGGGCUGGCAUCCCAUAUGGGCACCGAUUUGAAACCUGGCUGCUCCACUUCCGAUCCAGCUCCCUGCUAUGGCCUAGGAAAGCAGUAGAAGAUGGCCCAAGUCCUUGGGCCCCUGCACCCGUGUGGGAGACAUGGAAGAAGCUCCUGGUUCCUGGCUUCAGAUCAGCCCAGCUCUGACCAUUGCAGCCAUUUGGGGAGUGAAUCAGCAGAUGAAAGAUCUCUCUCUCUCUCUGUCUGCUUCUGCCUCUCUAUAACUCUACCUUUCAAAUAAAUAAACAAAAGACAUCAACAUCCCAGAGCUGGCUCUGUUUCCCAUUCCAGCUUCCUGCUAAUGCACACCCUGGGAGACAGUAGGUGAUGGCUCAAGUAAUUGGGACCCUACUACCUAUCUGGAUAGUAGGGUGGCCAGAGUCCCAGUUCUGGCUUCAGCCUGCCUCAGCUCCAUCUGUUGCAGGCAUUUCAGUAGUGAACCUGUAGAUAGGAGAUUCUCUCUCUUUCUCUCGCUCUCGCUCUCUCUCCCUGUCUUCAAAGUAAUAAGUAAAAAAUAAAGAAAUGUAAGGGAAAUGGAUAUAAAACCAGUAGCUUCAAGACAAAACCCCUAACACUCUUCCAAUUGAGGGUUUUUUAAAAGAUUUAUUUAAAAAGAAAGGCAAAGCGGGCCGGCGCUGCAGCUCACUAGGCUAAUCCUCCGCCUAGCGGCGCCGGCACACCGGGUUCUAGUCCCGGUCGGGGCACCGGAUUCUGUCCCAGUUGCUCCUCUUCCAGGCCAGCUCUCUGCUGUGGCCAGGGAGUGCAGUGGAGGAUGGCCCAGGUGCUUGGGCCCUGCACCCCAUGGGAGACCAGGAAAAGCACCUGGCUCCUGGCUCCUGCCAUCGGAUCAGCGCGGUGCGCCGGCCGCGGCGGCCAUUGGAGGGUGAACCAACAGCAAAGGAAGACCUUUCUCUCUGUCUCUCUCUCUCACUGUCCACUCUGCCUGUCAAAAAAAAAAAAAAAAAAAAAAAGGCAAAGCAACAGAGAGAGAGAGAAUCUUCCAUCGAUUGAUUCACUCCCCAAAUGCCCACAACAGCCAGGUCUGGUCCAAGCUGAAGCAAAGAAACCAGAAUUCCUUCCGGGUUUCCUACGUGGGUGGCAGGGUCUCACACACGCAGGCCAUCUGCUGCCCUCCCAGGUGCAGUAAUGGGAGCUGGAUUAGAGCUUUUCAACUGGUAGCUUAACUGACUGCACCAUGUCAGCUCCACAGUUGAGUUCUUACUUCCAGCAGGCCCCGCCCCCCUAGAAAUGUGGAGUGGCUACUGCCCCCAGACCACCUUCUUCCCCUGUGUAGGGCCAGUUCCUCCUUAAUCACAAUCACAGCAAAUGUUAUUGUUUGCUGUGUUCCAGGGUUUAUGUGUAUAAACUCCCCCACUAGGGGCUUCUUCCAUGUCUUACCCACCUUUGCAUCUCCAGCACUGAGUGGAUUCCCAACAAAUACGAGCUGGAGUGUGUAACUGAAGCCGGUCUUCCGGACUGCAGCCACACAGAGCUUCUCACCUUUGCCGGAAAACAACUUGCUCUGUCUUGCUCUUAUCUCAGUCUACAGCAUUUUCCCUCCUCCCCUUUUCCAUGUGGUGGACUCCUAUUCACCCCCAAAUCCUAGCUCACCUGCUACCCUCUCUGUGACACUAUCUCCAGUAGCUGGGUAGUGACCACUGCUUUAUCCUCUGGGCUUCGCUGACCACUGUGACAACUCAGCAGGAGCCACCCCUGUGCUCGCCGCCGGUGGCUGUGUUUAUGGGCACACUAGCCCUUCUCCCCUGUGGGCAGAAUGUUUAAUUCUCGGCUGGCGCUGCGGCUCACUAGGAUAAUCCUCCGCCUUGUGGCACCGGCACCCCGGAUUCUGGUCCCGGUCGGGGCGCCGGAUUCUGUCCCGGUUGCCCCUCUUCCAGGCCAGCUCUCUGCUGUGGCCAGGGAGUGCAGUGGAGGAUGGCCCGGGUACUUGGGCCCUGCACCCCAUGGGAGACCAGGAUAAGUACCUGGCUCCUGCCAUCGGAUCAGCGCGGUGCGGCGGCCAUUGGAGGGUGAACCAACGGCAGGGGAGGAUUUCUGUCUCUCUCUCUCUCACUGUCCACUCUGCCUGUUUAAUUCUGUGCAUCCCCGAUGCUACACAAUAGGUGCUCAGGUGUAUGUUGAACAAACCACAGCGCAUGUCCAAGGAUGGGAAUGCAAGAUGCAUACACACUUUGUCCUUUUCCACAAAGGACGACAAAGCAGAGGCCUUUGCUGUCCCUCCUCCCUAAACUGCCCAGUAGCCUGGCGUUAGAUGGGCCCCCAGAUGACCUACCCCUCCUCCUUCCUCUCAGUUGGCCCCUGUCCAGGCUGAACAUGCGGGUUUCCAGCACCAGGGAGGAAGAGUUCCCCUCCAUCCACUCAGUGGUCGGGAAGCCAAGCCUUGCACGCCACCCGCUCCUGUACACACACUGCUUCCUCACCUGAGGAACCCAGCCUUGGAGGCCUUGAAAUGACACUUCUUAGCGAAGCCUUCUCUCACAGCCCCGGUGAGUUGGCACACCAGUUAAGAAUGCUCUCAGUUGAAAGCAACAGAAAACCCAAGUAAUGAUUCUGACACUGGGUUGCCAUUAGAAUCACCUAAGGAGCUUUUCAAAAUCCCCAUCCCUGGACGCAUGCCAGAUCAACGCAAUCAGAAUCUCUGUGGGUGAGCCCAGGCACCAGGAGUUUCAAAGCCUCCUGUAAUCUAAUGUGCAGCCAAGGGGAGAGCACAGAAGCAGGGGUUUGUCUUUCUUACCUAAUGAACCUAGAGGUGGGCGCUUGCUGGUGCUGGUCGAAUAGAUCAGUGAUGUCCAGGCCAACAUCUCCGUGAUACUUUUUAAAACUUCCAUUUACUCUCCUUAUUUGGGAGGCAGAGAGACAGAGAGAGCUCCUACCCACUGGUUCAUCCUCCACAGGUCGGUGAGCCAGGAACUGAAUCCAAAGUGCAUGGCAGGGACCCAACCUCUUGAGUCACAACCUACUACCUUCCAAGAUGCACACCAGCAGGAAGCUGGAACUGGGAGCAGAGCUGGGACUCAAAUCCAGGCCCCCCAACAUGGUAGGCAGCAUCCUAAAUGCUGUGCCAAAUGCCUGACACUUAGCAAUACUCUUGAUUUUCUUUUCUGCUUUUCUGCCUCAUUAUCACAAGAAAGCUGGAGUUCACUGUGUCCAAAGCAGGAAGAAAGUGGGAGAGAAAAGAGCAGAGCCCAGCCCCAUCCUCUCAUGACAAAAAUCAGGCUGUCCCAGAAACGUCAGCAGCAGAGUCUCACUUAGCCGUCACAUCACACCUGGGCCACCUCCAGCUGCAGAGGAGGCUGGACAAGUGGGCACCACGAUACUUUAUGGGUUGAAGGGUGAAUCAGGCUCAGUCCUCAGGGGCUGAAUACACUGUUACUCCCAAACUGCUGAGUGCUUUCAAGCAGGCAGCCAGCAGGUUCUGCCACCUUAUAUAUGUAUAUGCUGUGUGCGUCAUAGCUGCUUGUACGCACUCCAGCUAUGGAAGACACCACAUUAAUGUGUUGUGGGGACAUGUGGAGACAUGUCUAUGUUUCCCUCUACACUGACAGUUCUCAUCUCUGGCUGCACAUUACAAAUACCUAGGGAGCUCUAGAAAGAUAAAAGUGCCUCGAGCUCAUCCAUAGUGAUUUUAAUUUAAUUGGUCCAAAUGAAGUCCCAGCAUAACUAAUUUUUAAAAGCUCCCCAAGUGAUUCUAAUGUGCAGGCUGAGUUUUGGAAACCACUGCUUCACAUCCAGUGCCUUAAGAACCCCUAGGGGAGGGGUUGUGGUGCAGUGUGGUUAAACCGAUUCUCCAGAUGCCCACAAUCUGCAUUAGAGUGCCAGUUCAAGUUCUGGCUCCUUCAUUUCUGACCCAGCUUCCUGCUAAUGCACCUGGGAAACAUCAGAUGAUAGCCCAAGUACAUGGGUUCCCACUACCCCUGAGGGAGACCCAGAUGGAGUUUCCGGCUCCUGGCUUUGGCCCAGCCAAGCCCCAGCUAUUGUGGGCAUUUGAGUGAACCAGCAGACAGAUCGCUCUGUUUCCCUCUGUCUCUCUGGCACUCUGCCUUUCGAAAAUAAACAAACAAACAAACCUCUUAAAAAUGUUUUUGCACCAAAAUAAACUUAUCUUUUAAUUUUUUUUUAAUUUGAGAGGUGACAGAGAGACAGAAAGAGGGUUCCCAUGUGCUGGUUCAUUCCUCAAUUGCCAAAAAUGUCCAGGGUUGGGCAGGGUCAAAGCCAGGAGUCAGCAACACAAUUCAGGCCUCCACGAGGGUGGCAGGAACAUGAGCCAUCACAGCUGCCUCUCAGGGACCACAUUAGCAGGUUCCAGAGCCAGGAAUUGAACCCAGGUAUUUUGGUGUGGGACGUGGGCAGCGUAACCAAUACCUCAACCUCUAAGCUAAACGUCCACCUCACAAACUUACCCUCUAAUUCCAUUCUUCUGUGAACUUUUAGAAGAACCCUCUAGGGCUGGCAGGAAUCCCUACUGAAUGAACGAACGGCAGAGAAGAGUGAGUACCAGCCAGACCCUCAGGUGCCCCCCUGGCCCAGCUGGACGCCACCCAGGUCCCAGUCCACUCCAGGACUAUGCCAAUCUGUGGCCAUGCUCCCAUCAACCAGUUGUCUCCUGUCCCUCCUGCUGCUGCCAUGUGCAGGGGGUACCGUGCCCAGCCCCCAGGUACGUCCUCAGGGCUGCUAUGUGGCAGAAGAAGCCGGUGAGCGGACGUUCCGCUGCAGCCAGGCAGGCCUGAGUGCUAUGCCCACCGGCAUCCCCAACGACACCCGCAAGCUCUACCUGGAUGCCAACAAGCUGAUAUCGGUGCCAGCUGGAGCCUUCCAGCACUUGCCUGUCCUGGAGGAGCUCGACCUGUCCCAUAAUGCCCUUGAACACCUCUCGGGGGCUGCUUUCCAGGGCCUGGCGGGCACUCUGCGCCUCCUUGACCUCUCUGCCAACCAGCUGGCCUCGGUGCCCGUGGAGGCCUUCGUGGGACUGCAGAUCCAAGUGAACCUGUCUGCCAACCCGUGGCGCUGUGACUGUGCCCUCCAGGAAGUGCUCAGGCAGGUGAGGCUGGCGCCGGGCACCGGGACGGGCAUUGUGUGCGGCCCAGGAGCCCGACCAGACCUCGUUGGGCAGGAGUUCCUGCUGCUGGCUGGCGAGGAAGAACUGUGCGGGACAGGACGUGGUGGGGCCCGGCAGAGCACUGAUGUGGCCCUGUUGGUCACCAUGGGGGGCUGGCUGACACUGGUGGUGGCUUAUCUGGUCCACUAUGUGUGGCAGAACCGGGAUGAGACCCGGCGCCCUCUCAAGCGAGCCCCAGUGGUACCUAUGCGCUCCGAAGACUCCUCCACCCUCAGCACAGUGGUCUGAUGAUGGGGGGCCCCACACUCCCACCGUGAGCCUCUGACUCCCUCUGCCUCUUCUACAACCCCACCCAUCUCCUCAUCCCAUCCCACCCUUGUAGCCUCUGUCUCCCCUAAAAACCUGAUCUCUUUCUCUUUCUCCUAACGCCAUCUUUGAUGCCUGGAUUUUGGGGAGCCUACUCUUUGCCUGGAUUGUGCUAGACUCAGAACCCAACACUCCUGGGUUCAUGGUGGUGGGGGAUGAGAGAACAGAGAAUGACGGCAGGUGGUCUGUGUGCCAACAUAGCCGCAGCCGUGGGAGCACUGAGGAGGGAGUCAGUCCCUCGGUGCGGGUGUCUCAAGGCCUUCUCUGCAGACAUGUUUGGACUGACAUUUAAAGACAGAGAGGGAAUUUGGGAAGAAAAGAGGGAGGGAUCCUAGAUGAAAGGCUGUGUACAAAGACAAGGAAAAUAUAAAACAACUGAGAACACCUGAGCAGGGCCAGGACCUCCCUCGGUACUGCUAGAAAGGAUGCAGAGAGGGGCGAGGGGUGGUCAGAAAGUUGGGGUGCCGGGGCCAGCAUGUGGCAUAGGUUAAAUCAGCCCUUGCAGUGCCAGCCUCCCAUAUCCAAGCACUGGUUCAAGUCCUGUCUGCUCCACUUCUGAUCCAGCUCCCUGAUAAUGAACCUAGAGAGGCAGGUGGAAGAUGGCAGGGAGACCUGGGUGGAGUUCCAAACUCCAGGCUUUGGCCUGGCCCAACUCUGGCCAUUAUAGCCAUUUGGGUUGCAGUGGAUAGAAGAUCUCUCCUCCCACCCACCUUUCCCUCUCCCUCUUCUCCCCCCACCUACCUUGCUCUGCCUUUCAAAUAAAUAAAUGAGUCUUUAAAAAAGAAAGGUUGGGAUGCAGCCAGAUUGGGAAAGACCUUGUAGCUUCCUUCUCUCUUCUCCCUCUGCCCCUACCGAGAACUUCCUCUUUGCUUUUUACCUCUCUCCUGUCCCCAGGCUUUCUCCCAGUGCCCUGUACUGGGGACCCCCUGACUGAAGGCCCCCCACUACCUUUCCCAGAGACUCUUUAUCUCUCUGCCCUCUCUACACACUGAAGGAUUCCUUGAACCCUUUCUCUUGGGGAAAAAGUGGUCUCUAGGACUGAGCUGGGAAUGACUGGAGAUCUCGAGGCACAAGGAAGACUCCAGAACUCACUGAGCAACACAAUAAAGCCCCCAUGAUUGUU
This is a messenger RNA of Oryctolagus cuniculus (rabbit), 8672 nucleotides long. The record is from RefSeq and is a predicted model, not a curated record. Lineage: Eukaryota; Metazoa; Chordata; Mammalia; Lagomorpha; Leporidae.